Messenger RNA from Pristis pectinata (smalltooth sawfish), 2428 nucleotides. RefSeq names its product POU class 3 homeobox 3b (gene pou3f3b). Bases 338 to 1531 code for a protein of 397 amino acids. The record is from RefSeq and is a predicted model, not a curated record. Gene Ontology annotation, cellular component: nucleus. Gene Ontology annotation, molecular function: RNA polymerase II cis-regulatory region sequence-specific DNA binding; DNA-binding transcription factor activity, RNA polymerase II-specific. Gene Ontology annotation, biological process: brain development; regulation of transcription by RNA polymerase II. The transcript has a single exon. Lineage: Eukaryota; Metazoa; Chordata; Chondrichthyes; Rhinopristiformes; Pristidae.
UCUCGCAGUAGGAAAGCGUCAAUCACUCAGCGGGUAGCCAAUCAGCGGGAGCCGCUGGCUGAACUUCCUCCUUUUUUUUGUGGUGUGCGGGGAGAGCGCGGCGCGGCGGCCGAGGUAAACACUGGCUAUGUGAGAAGGGAGCUGUCAAACAGCAGCUUCACCAAGUCCCAGCACCAGCAUCCCAUUACACAACAACAAAACUCUCAGCAACAACAAAAAAAAGAGAGCGAAAAGCAAAAAAAAAGAGAGAGCGGGAUUAAAAAAAAACACUUUUAUUUCUAUUUAUUUCUGGCAAUCAAACAACUGCUACAAAAAAAGACAAGCGAGGGGGAAAGCCAUGGCGACAGCGACGUCCAAUCCCUACAUGCCGAGCAAUAGCAUCUUGUCGUCCAACUCUAUCGUGCACAGCGACUCAGGCGGUAUGCAGCAGGCGACCACGUACCGGGAUCCCUCGAAAAUGGUGCAAAGCGAUUUCAUGCAGGGGGCCAUCGCCAGCAACGGCCACAUGCUCAGCCAUGCACACCAGUGGGUGACGGCGCUGCCGCACACCGAUGCCGGCUCGCCCUGGUCCUCGGCCAUGUCCGGCAGCCCCUUGGGUCAACAGCAGCAGCAGCAGCAGCAGCAGCAGCAACAGCAGCAGCAGCAACAGGACGUGAAGCCGUCGGUGCAGGUCGUGGGCCGGGACGAGCUGCACACGGGAGCCGCUCCGCUGCACCACCACCGCCCGCCUCACUUGCCCCCGCACCAGCCGUCUCACGGCGGCCACCCGACCGCCUGGGGGGCGACGACCACGGCUCACCUGCCUUCCAUGGGCUCGGCCGUUCAGCCUCUGAUCUACUCGCAGCCCGGGGGGUUCACCGUCAACGGCAUGCUGAGUCAGGCGGGAGGGCAGAGCCUGCACCCGGGGCUGAGGGACACGCCGGAGCUGGUGGAUCACGGGCAGCAGCACCACAGCCACGACCACUCGGACGAGGACACGCCGACCUCGGACGACCUGGAGCAGUUCGCCAAGCAGUUCAAGCAGAGAAGGAUCAAGCUGGGCUUCACCCAGGCCGACGUCGGCUUGGCGCUGGGCACCCUGUAUGGCAACGUCUUCUCGCAGACCACGAUCUGCCGGUUCGAAGCGCUGCAGCUGAGCUUUAAGAACAUGUGCAAACUCAAACCUCUGCUGAACAAGUGGCUGGAGGAGGCCGACUCGUCGACCGGCAGCCCCACCAGCAUCGACAAGAUAGCGGCUCAGGGCAGGAAGAGAAAGAAGCGCACCUCGAUCGAGGUCAGUGUCAAGGGAGCUUUGGAGAGCCACUUCUUGAAAUGCCCCAAGCCCUCGGCGCAGGAGAUCUCGACCCUGGCAGACAGCCUGCAGUUGGAAAAAGAAGUUGUCCGGGUUUGGUUCUGCAAUCGGAGGCAGAAGGAGAAACGCAUGACGCCGCCGGGAGGAGUGCAGCAGACGGACGAUGUGUACUCACAGGUCGGCAAUGUAAACGCCGACACACCGCCCUCUCACCAUGGACUACAAACCGCCGUGCAGUGAAAGCAAGACGCUAAACAUAGACUGUUUAGACUGGAUUUUUUAAAAAAAAAUAUGGGACAGAACGAAAUCAACAAGAUCAGGACUAUCGCAAUGAUAGCAGGUUUUCUACUGUGAUUGUGAGGCUGGCGAUUGCAUAGAAUGAGUGCAUUAAAACUGCAGGUGUCUUUUCUUUUUUUAAAAAAAUAUGAAAAAUCUGAACCCUCUUGGCUUGUGGUGAUCGACAGGUGGACCCCUCCCCACUCCCAUGACCCCAGAUACUUCCAGAUAAGUGUGAAUUCAUUCCCCUGCUGUUUCAGAAGGACUGGUUUAUAAAAUAAUUUCCAAUUUGGUCCAGUGAGAUCGGCCGUGGUCGCUGGUUGACUGUAAGGUGCUUGGUAUACUUCCAGCGACUUGUUUUUCUUGGUUCUGUCAGGUGCAUAGGCAACAUGGAAAGAACGAAAAUCUUUCAUUCUGUUAUAUCAAAUAGAGAAACUGUUCUUAAUGUAAAUCACGGCAAUCUGCGGAAGAAAAGGAGAUAAUCCGUACUGACUAUAUAAAAGGAGGACCGGUAAAAGAGGGCCUUUAAAACGCAAAACUUCCGAACAACAUUAAACCUGCAAGGCAGGGAAAUUUUCAAGAGAAAAUAAUUAAAUGGGUUGAUCCAAAAAUAAUGACAGAUGGAACUUUCAGCGGCGAGGCUUGUUGGAAAAGACAAGACAAAGGACUGGGGGAUUUGGGCGAGAAAUCGUCCCAGAUGUGGCUUUGAUGAUUGGUUCAUUAUGUUGUGUUCGACCUCAUCCCCACCCCCCUCCCAACACCAUCCCCCCAAAAAACCUUCGCCCCAAUGUUUUCUAAUUUCACCUCCAGCCGAAUGGAGUAGAAACAAUUUUUAUUAAAAAAGAAAAAGAGAAAAAAAAA